Spirodela intermedia is the source of this 207-nucleotide messenger RNA. The record is from the annotation of a GenBank genome assembly. NCBI's taxonomy places the organism in Eukaryota, Viridiplantae, Streptophyta, Magnoliopsida, Alismatales, Araceae.
AUGGAGGGGCGACGUGGGAUUGACAAGCUGAUCGACGAGAGGCUCAAUGGGGACUAUGACGAGGAGCAGGCGGACCUCGUGCUCCGGGUCGCCUUGCUCUGCGUGAGGACCGAUAAGGAUGAGAGGCCAGCCAUGAGUACCGUUGUGGGGUUUUUAUUGGCGACCUCUCGCCGGACGACGAGUCUUCGCAGGGUUCCACGGCGUUAG